AUGUUGGGGGAACUGUACGAUUUCCUGGCCAGGCCCAGUGAAACCAGAGAAGGUUAUCAGUAUCUGCCCUUCCACGGUGCCUUAGGGCCAAUGAUAAUUGGCAAUGUAUUUUUUGUCUUCUUCGCUUUUCGAUUGGGACCAUGGCUAAUGCGGAAUCGGGAACCAUUCAAUCUCAAGCGAGUUAUAAUGGCAUAUAAUAUCGUACAAAUCUUCUUCAACGGCCUUAUGAUAGGAUUGAGUGCUUAUCUAAUAACGACUUAUGUGAAAGAGAGCAAUGGUCUGGGCUGCAUCGAGCAACUAGGUUAUGAUCAUCCAACGAAAAAUUUCGAAAUAUUUUGUGGACUUUUAUAUCUUUUCAACAAAUAUCUCGACUAUUUGGAGACAUUAUUUUUCAUAAUGCGAAAGAGUUACAAACAAGUUACAAUAUUACAUGUCUAUCAUCACAUUAUGAUGACGACUUUCGUUUUCCUUUACAUACGUAUACAAGGUUCCGGCGGUCAUUCGUCGACCAUUGCAAUGCUCAACACUGUCGUGCAUACAGUUAUGUACGUGUAUUAUCUUCUGAGUUCGAUAGAUCCAAAAUGGAAGAAAUCUUUGUGGUGGAAAAAAUAUAUUACCCAAAUGCAAAUCGUACAAUUCUUUAUUGAUUUUAUCCAUCAACUUUGGCCAUUGGCGAUAGCGCGCAAUUGUGAUAUAGAGAAAUCGUGGAGUUAUAUAGCUUUAACACAAGCAACAGUUAUGAUUUAUAUGUUCGGUAAAUUCUAUAUUAAUAGUUAUAUAAGAUCGCCAAAGCCUAAGAAAGUGGCUGAGAAGAAAAUGUAAUUUACAGAGAUAUUCCUGAUGAAGUAAGUUUCAAAUAUUAAUAUUAGUGUUGUUAUAUAAUUGGCCCUUUGUGAUAUUGAAAAUUAUUAAUUUUAAAAUUUUUAAAUCA
Ceratitis capitata (Mediterranean fruit fly) is the source of this 931-nucleotide messenger RNA. Its product is annotated as elongation of very long chain fatty acids protein F-like. NCBI's taxonomy places the organism in Eukaryota, Metazoa, Arthropoda, Insecta, Diptera, Tephritidae. Gene Ontology annotation, biological process: fatty acid elongation, polyunsaturated fatty acid; fatty acid elongation, monounsaturated fatty acid; very long-chain fatty acid biosynthetic process. The transcript is spliced from 3 exons. Gene Ontology annotation, molecular function: fatty acid elongase activity. The record is from RefSeq and is a predicted model, not a curated record. Gene Ontology annotation, cellular component: endoplasmic reticulum membrane. Bases 1 to 822 code for a protein of 273 amino acids.